Haliotis rufescens (red abalone) is the source of this 10463-nucleotide messenger RNA. RefSeq names its product insulin receptor substrate 1-B-like. Gene Ontology annotation, biological process: insulin receptor signaling pathway. Gene Ontology annotation, cellular component: cytosol; plasma membrane. The record is from RefSeq and is a predicted model, not a curated record. Lineage: Eukaryota; Metazoa; Mollusca; Gastropoda; Lepetellida; Haliotidae. The coding region runs from base 414 to 4724 and encodes 1436 amino acids. Gene Ontology annotation, molecular function: phosphatidylinositol 3-kinase binding; insulin receptor binding. The transcript is spliced from 11 exons.
AAAAUGUAGCCCACGUGACCAUGAUGGCGGCCAUUAGCUGAGUCGUCCUUGAGUUGUGACAGAGAGAAAGCUCGGGUGUUUUGCAAUCAAGCCCAGUGUAAUAUCCGCUAUCGGAUGCACGCGUUACAAUGUGAAUUCUUUGCUAAAUCCAUGAUGUGAGCUGACAGCGGUGUUGCAGGACUGAAAAUGGAUUCUGCAAUCCCGAUGUGGAUUGAGCUGAUGAGGAUGGGCUAGCAAUGCACUAACUGGCCUAAUAUGUGAUCGGGCAUUGACCCACCUGUGAGAUGGGCAUUUGAAACAGGGCAAGAGUUUGGUGACGAAAUGGCAUUAUUUGUCAUAAGAACCAAGUUUGACAACGACUGACCAAAUCUGACGCAAACAUUCGCUAAAGUUAAGUCGAAAUAGAUCGAAACAUGGCCUCGGAACGAUUUGACAAGGGUCGGAUCUUUCCUCAAGCUUUUGAAAGGCCGGGAUCAGAUAUUAGAAGAAUGGGAUACCUUAAGAAACUCAAGACAAACAAAAAGAAAUUUUUUGUGUUGAGGUCAACUAGUAGCAGUGGUCCAGCUAGGCUGGAAUAUUAUGAUUCUGAGAAAAAGUUCCGCAAUGGUCAACUUCCAAAGCGCUCCAUACAACUGCACACACUUCUCAACAUCAACAAGAAGUAUGACAGUAAGCAUAAAUAUGCCAUUGCCCUGUACACCAAAGAUGAUUGUUUUUCUGUGAUGGCGGACGAUGAGAGCGAGCAGGAGGAUUGGUAUGCGUUGUUGCUGGACUACCAGUGUGAAUACCUGAGAGAGGGGGACAACAAGAGAGAACACUAUGAGCAUGUGUGGCAGGUGACCAUCCAGCAGAAGGGGCUGGGGACGGGGAAGACGCUGAGGGGAAACUUCCGCCUUUGUCUCUCCAAGCAGAGCCUCAGUCUCUUUAGAAUCAACUCCGACAAACCACAGGUGUCUUUCCAGCUGGCCACAGUAAGGUCCCUGGCUCACCAUGACAAUCUGUUCCGUAUGGAGGUGGGGAGCUGGGCUCCUACUGGAGCCGGGGAGCUCUGGAUGCAUGUUGAGGAUUCAGUGAUAGCACAGAGCAUGCAUGAAGCUAUACUGAAUUGUAUGAAGGAUGCCACUGCAAUGAGCAGUUUUGACGAGUCAGACAGUUGUCGCUUUGAGAAGCGGUCGGAAAGUAUAACUAACCGCAACCGACCACACAGCCAGGACUUCCGACCUCGCACAGUCAGUGAAAGUCACACACAGAGUCCUCAUAGAGUGAGAGUGAAGCAGAUUGAUGACCAUCCACGGCCGGUGUCAACAGUCUAUCCAACCAAUCGCUCAACCUCACUGCCAGCAGAUACUAUUUCCCCAGGAACUAGUCCACUAAUGCACCUAGACAUGCACCUGGGCCCUCAUCGGUUCCGGUCCGACAGCGCGGAGUCCCGGGCAUCCCGUUCCAGUAUGCUGGCCGGAGCAGAGGACCUCAGUCCAAUGGAAUUCUUACCUCCAUCGUAUGCCGGGACAAUGUCGGAACAUUCACCCCAGGUGAUUGAUGAGGAGGAUGACAGCUACUUCGAACAGGACUUUAGUUCUCAUGACUUCCCGUCCAUCUCCUCCUCCCCUGCUGAAGUGAAAACUCCUCCGGAGGUAGAUGCUGGCCAGGCAAGCCCGUAUAUGGACAUGCGUCCCGGGAACACCACUCCUCCCACAGCCACUAGCGGGGGAGGGUAUGUCGCCAUGAACCUUGGCUCCACCCAUUCAGCUCCUCAUGAUGUAAGCACAGCCAGUGCCGAGAUUGACGCCUACAUGACGAUGGGGCCGGGGAGGACCGUAUCAGAACCUAUCCCCAUCAAGUCCGGGGUGCCUACCACGACCAGCAGUGGGGUUGGGGCUGGCGUGGGGGGCGGCGCCGGCUACAUGGACAUGAGUCACAGCUCCCAUCUCCCCACAGUCAGAGAGGGUGGCAGUAAUGAAGGCUACCUCCCCAUGACCCCGAACAGUGGACAGAGUCCCAUAGACAGUAGCCACCUGCGCCCCGAGCCGGCCGUGUAUAUGUUGUCGGAUGAUGCCAGUGAGUUCCCUAAGAGAACAUAUUCUCUGGGCAGCAGACCGCCUACCAAGCCCACUGCCAGGAUCCCAAAUGUGCAUGACCCUGUUCCAAUCAAGCGUGGAAUCUUGGAUAAUGAUGGUCGAAGUUGUAGUGCACCUCACCUCAUCACUCACCGAGGUCGAAGUCUAAAUGUGGAGUCUCCUACUCCUAGUGCCAGCCCUCUCAGUAUGUCAUAUAAAUCAGAGUCAUCUUACAGAUCUGAUGAUUCUGAUUCCUUCAUGGAGCUGGACUUCCACCGACCUCGCACAGCCAGUGACAGUCAUGGCUACCGCCCCCGAGCAUCCAGCUUUGGCAAGUCCCCCAUGCAGGCAUUGCAGGGUCAUCGACCCCGGUCAUCUAGUUAUGGACAGAGUGCUCGGACAUACAAGCUGAAACAUGGAGCAAGACUGGGAUCUUAUGAAUCUGUGAGAACUACAUCUCAAGAGCUGCUACAUAAAUCAUCCAUAGAUUCAUUGAGUCAUCGUAGCUCGAGAGAUUCACUUAGGGUAUCUUCUAAUGAGUCAUUGAGGAAAUUGUCAGAGGAACUGAGAACAAAGACACACUUGUUAAACACGGACUACAUUGACAUGUCAGUGGAGAAGCGUAAGACUCCCUCCCCUCAGCCUCCGAAUCGAGGGCGGGAGAACGGAUACAUGGACAUGACCCUAGGUAGUCGCACAACCUCCCCAAGUCGGAGCAAGUCCUCGCAUGACUCAGGUAACACCAGUAAGUCCCAGAGCUCAGAGAAGCUUCAUGUCCAGGGGCAUUUAGAAGACACAUACAUCAAUGUGGAACCUUCUGAAAUGACCUCUUCAUCUUCAUCAGGGUCUGCCUAUAUCAAUUUAGACCUUCAAGAUCAAGGUCAAGGUCAUCAUGCUCGGCAUUCAGGUUCUGUUCAAAGUCAGUGUCGAUCAGAUUUCAAAGGCUCGGACAAAGUGAAACAGACAAAUGAAACCGCCGAUUCCUAUGUUAUGUAUGAACCGAGUGUGAAGGGUGGUGGGCAUGCAGCUGACGAGGGUCAUCAGCCAGUGACAUUGAGACAUGGAAGUGGAAGUACAGACUCCCUGAAGAAGAAGUCCAGGCAGUCUGGAAGCCAAGAGAAAAGCAAAAGUAGAGAUCACCGACGUAAAAGUGGGGUAUCUUCUUCGAAGAGGAAGUCUCACAUUGAUGAAACUAGAGAUGUUCAUGUUUCCAAGGUGAUACAGUCGUCCCAUGUGACGAAGAGAGACUCUUCUGCUGCUGCCGCUGGUGAUGAGUACGUAGUGUUUGCUCCAGCAGGACAUGCUGCGAAAGGAGCUCCUUCAGGCUCGAAGACAGACAGAUCCAGAAGUGAGCCUAUACGUGCUGAAUCUGAGUAUGUAGGCUUCGAACCAGGGAAUCUAAGCUCUGGAUCAGGGUUCUCUAAACCCCAACCAGUGAAAUCAUUCUUUUCUUCUGGGACAAAAUCUGAAAAAGAGCCACCAAAAUCUGCCUCAGGAGAUUCACGGGUAACAACAUCUCAAAGUGGUCUUGCUUCAUCCAAAUCUGCGAAAGCAGAAGAAAGUGACUAUGUGUUAAGUUCCCCAAUAGGGAGCACCCCUAGCAUACCUAAAGGGGGAGACAAUCAGGGUGACUAUGUACUCAGUUCUCCUUUAAAAAGUUGUGCACCCCCCACCUCGGGGACGGGGGAUGCCAGUGACUACAUGGUUAGUGCUCCUGUGAGACACACAGGUACAUUUGUUCGGGAUGAGGGGAAGAAGAAAGCCUCAGGUUGUGUUGGUGAUGCUGCAGCAGCUACUCGGAAGAAGUGUUCCAAUAUAGUCCCACAGUCUGCCAGUAGCGCAUAUUGUAACUUACAAAUUUCUCAGAGAACAAUGGCAUGUCAUGAGGGCACAUCCGUGGAUCCUCCAUUAUCUAAUACUGACAAACUGACUCAACAGAAUACAGGAGAAAUGUACAGUGGUAUUGCACCUAGUGGAGUCAGAGAAAUACCAAAGCCUCAGUCCAGAGUAGAGACUGUGAAGUCCCCAUCAGGAAACAGGAAGGAAUUUGAAGGGACGAGAGCCAAGCAUUGUUCAGGAAGUGCUGUUACUGCUUCCCCAGCACCUGCUAAGACUGCUGGCAUGUCAGGAGGUGAAGGUGAACUCAAGGUCAAGGAUGGUCAGUUUCUGGAAGAACCAAAUGCCAAGACCUUGACCCGCCCAGGGAGCACACCGGCCAUGCUGACCUUGGAUGAGACCCAGUCCAAACCGGCUGCUACCGGGGCCACACUCAGUGUUGAUCCAAAUCCUCGUAGUCGGCACAGCAUCAGUGAUCUCAGUGCGUAUGAGCAGAUGACGUUCCCUAGCAACACGCUGUCGUCACAACAACACUCAUCUAGCAACACACUGUCGUCACAACAAAACUCGUCUGGCAACACACUGUCCUCGUCACAGCAAUUGGCAGCCAGCAGUGAAAAGGUGCUGAAUUAUGCCUCUCUAGAUCUUGGAUCUUCUGAGGCCGUGGGUGACAGUGACAGUAACUUGCGCUCACCACGGACAAAAAGUCGCCAUUGUUCUGCUGCUGACGAUAAGGGGGAGCCACCUCUUUCUUAUGCUCAGAUAGACUUUGAGAAAUCAGAGACUCUGAAAGCUGCAGCUGGAAACAAGGAUGUUAAGUUUACAUUAUGAGCUGUUAAUUUGUUAAUUGAUACAAGAGUCAUUUUGUCUUCAUAUUAGAAUUGAAUCGCAUUAUAAUCAGAUCUUAGUGCUCACUUCCGCUACACAAAGACCUGAGGACACCCAUUACAGGUCGUGUCAGAAUCACCUUUCAAAUACCGACAAAUAAAUGACUAACGAGAAGUCAACAUUAGCCAAUCAGAAAGCAGCUCACUCCAUUUCUAAAGUUCUCAAUUCAAAAUUUGAAAACUGAAUAUGAGACAAUUCUGAAAUGUCUAAUAGAUGGCCGAGAUAGUAUGGCUGCACUCUUUCAUUCGAAAUGUUUAUUCCACUGAAGCGAGAGACAGACGAUGAUUUUGAUGUUCGGAAUACCCUGUGAUAACCUUUUUGAGGUUGCAUGAUUAAAAAACACAUUCUGACUCACUUUCCAAGUCUGGUAAGCGAUGUUCUGAUUGGUCGGAUGAAAAGUCAUUCAGAUGUGACCCUUAGUGGGAUGUCUGCAGAUCCUUGUUUAGUGGUAGCAAACACUAAGAUCUGAUUUUAUUGAGAUUGUAUUAGAAUUUCUCUUCAGUGGGUUUCUCUCACAAUGAUAAAUUGUCGACUGCCUAGGAGAAGCAAGUUCAACAUAUCCUGUCAUCUGGAUGCUAUAUUUGGUGUGAAUGUGUGCUGAUGUUACUGAUUCUAUAUGAAAUUGCUUUUGUAAUGUGGCUCUUGUUGGUAGGGCAUGGCCAGCUCUUCUAUACCGUCAGAGUGUUGACGAGAUCUCCUGUAUAUGUGGCCGGCGUGACAGUGCAGGGAAUUUUUAUAUAUUAAAUCUAUUCAUUUAGUUAUUUAAAUAUAUCUUAAACUGCAAUAUAUUGCUGAGUAGCCUCAUUUGUUUAUUACCAUGUGACCUUGAACUGUGAGAUUGAUGUCAGCGUCAACGCACAUAAACAUGGCAUGGUUCAAUAUUCUCUGCUGAGAUUUAACUCUGCAUAUCAAAUAUGUUCAUACCAAACACUAUUCUACUGCUUGUUAGCUCACCUGGCCUAAGGGGUCAUGUGGAUUUGUGUCAUGAUGAGUCAUCCAUUGUCACAUGAUUUUUCGUAAGGUUUAAUUUCACUUGAGCGGCUAUUGAGCUAAAAUUUGCAGAAAUGUGGUGACUUCUCUUUAGAUUGUAAAUUGAUGCUGGCCCAUAUGGCAACUACAGCAGCCAUAUUGGAUUUCAUAAAUGAACUUCUUUUCUAAACUCUUGAGUUCGUUUGGCUUAUUUCGCUGCUAUGUAAUACCUCGUGGCACCACUAGAGUAGUGUUCUUUCGCAAUUUCACUCAAGCCAAACCAAAACAACAGCGACUGUGAAGUCUUGUGCAGACAUUCUUGUCACAUUUUGGGUGUCCUCUUGUGAUUUUUGUACCUGUCUGUAAUCCAAUAUGGCCAUCAUGACAGCCAUAUUGCAGGGAAGGGAUUCUUACCCACUAUUCUGAGGCAGUCUGCCCCACAUUAAUCCUUUGGGUAAAACAGAAAAAGUAAAAAAUUGUUUGUUUGCCCAAUUGUUAUCACAUUAUUUCGGCGAGUGUUGAGGAAUUUCAACUGAUAUCCCAAUAUCGACUUUCAUUCAAGAUUGUGUGCCGUGGAUCUUAAACACCUUCCUUCCUCAAGUUAGUUAAUCAGUCAGAGCUAGUAAGCAAAAGGGCUUUUUAUAUAUUUAUAUAUGACAUUUAAGGCGUUGUGCUGGCACAAUAUGAACCUAUAGGAAUGAUAAUAGAAUGUGUUUGGGGAAAAGCUGUUGAUUUUAACCUUGGAAAUGAUAUUUGUAUUUUUAAUGUGUUUGUGGUUAUGAUUUUGAUUAGCUGUUUGAUAAAAUAAUGAUUAACUGUAGCGUAUGAAAUGUAGAAUUUACUCCCAUGUGAGGCAAACCUUUCUCCUGAUUAUUGGACUGAACCACUGAUGAUUGAUUUAUCAAGAUGAUAAGCCCUAAAAACUUUGAGGCCCAAAAUUCUGGUUGGCAAGUUGAAAAAAAUAUAUUAUAAAAAAAUCCAAUUUGAAAUAUUUUGUUUUGAUUUCCUCAAAGUGUUUAAAAAAAUGGGAGGCAGGAAAAGUGUUUUAAAUGAUUUAUGCAUAUUGAUAGCAACAGUAAAAAAGUUGGUAUGUUUUAGCAUUUUACUAGUUUCUGGUCAACAGAAUGAAAAAACCCUGCUGCUUAUUUUAUUUUAUUUUUCAAUUUUAGAUUUUUUCGAGUUGGCAGAUUUGUAGACCAAGUUUUAAUGAAUUUUCUGGCCUAAGGAGAAAUCAAGGUGAAUCCUGAUAUCACAGAACAGCAAAAAAACAAUGGUAAACCUGGCUAAAUCUCAUGCACCAUCAUAACAUGAGACCUGAGAGGUAGUUGUUCAGUCUGAUAGUUGUGAUAGAGUGCUUGCUGUUGCUCCACAAGGGGGCCUAAAUCCAUCUGUUGUUAUGACAACAGAGAUCUUGUCCCCAGUUCCUUGUUUCUCUAGGGUCUCACUGUUGCCUCCUAUAUUGUUACGGGUGCCAAACAUGUAUCUGUUACCAUGGUUACUGUUAAUUUUUAAUGGCACACUAUUAAAGUUGAAGUUUGUUGAUCAUGAAAGAUAGCAGACAAAUUAUUUACCGGUUGCAGUAUAUUUUCAGCCACAAGUGCAUUGUAAGUUGUGUUCUCUGCUGUGCUGUUCCGGGGGGAACUCGGACUAGCGAUGAUUUAUAUUUUGUAAAUGUUAAAAUAUGAAGAAACAUUGCAGGGAAAACCCAGCACCGUAUUUUGUGCACUUUUAAUCAGUUGUGUUUUGUGAAUGAGUACCGAUCUACCAAAGAUGACCAGUAUUGGAUGAAAUAUUGUACUAUUGGAAUUGUUGAAUUUGACGAAAUUAAUGAUGGUAAUGUGCUAGAAAGGGCUGAAACUAUAUAUAUGUUCAUUAUUGAUAUUGCUAGACUGUAUCACUGUCUGCACAGUAUAUGAUGGAAAGACUUGGUGAGGAGUUUGUUGUUUGCAAUGCUGAUUUCUACACUUAAAUGGUCACUAUGCUGAUCGACUGAUCCAGAGAAGUUUGAAUCUGUGUAUGCCAAUCUGAUUGGUUAUUUAAUUGUUCCUUUGAACUGUUUGGCUGAUCAAAGUGUGUCCUUGGAUGUGAUUGGCUGAUGUUUUGUUACCUUGGAAUUGAUUGGCUUGUUGAAUCAUCUGCUUCUAAAACUUUUCCAAGUGUAUGGCUGCUAGACAUGUAUAUUAUAUAUAUUGUUCUUUUGUUUGCUUUACUUGAAAUGAGUAUGAUCAUUAUUGUCUGAAAGUUCUAAGUUGUGUUGGUCCAAAUAAUUUACAAAGUUUUAUAUGGUUGUUUGAUUUUAUUGGUGAACGUGAAGAAGAAAAAUGUUGCCUGAGAUAAACAUGGGAGACUCGUGACCAAGCCAGUUGAAGCUGGAGCCCAUUGUAUACAGGCACCACAUGGGACGUUAUUGUUUUGAUAACCAAUGCAUAAAUAUCACCUCUAAUUGAACACAGUUUCACACAGUAUAUUUAACAUUUAAUCUAUGAAGAGGAGUGAUAGUGAGUGAAUAGGGUUUUAAGCCACUUUUAGCAAUAAUCCAGCAAUGUCAUGACAGGGACACAAGAAAUGGGCUUCACACAUUGUACCAAUGUGGGAAAUCAAACCUGGGCUUUCGUUGUUACAAGCAAAAGUUUCAAUGAUGAAGCUUCCCUGCAGCCCAAGAAUUAAUCAAAUCAUGGUAAUUGUUAAGUCUUUGAUUGGCAUUUAUAUGUGAAACAGAUAAGGAAAGGUGAUGAAGGAGUAAGUAUAUACUCCGAAAUGUUGUAUUCCUCAUAAUAAAGAAGUUGACAUCUAUAAAUUGUAAUUGUUCUUCAGCGAGUCGGAUACAUUUAUGAAAUUCAUAAUUGUUUGUAUCAGUUUCACAUUUAUUUCUGAACCAUUUUUGAACAACUAAGGUUGAAUGACCUCACUGAAAUGGCUACUUCAGGAAGAAAGAUAACGAUGUGAUGUAUGCUUGAACUAGGCCCCAUGCAUGAGAGUGUCUGCGAGAUAUUUGCAACACUAUAUUGGUAAUGCAAUCAUGUGUCUUACACAUGUACACAUGAUGUGACAUGCAGUAAGAAAGGUGGAACUAGCUUGGUGGAAAACAUCAUGUAAUAUAUAUGACUGUAAAAGAGCUUUACAAUUUCUCAGGUAAACGUCAGACUUGCGUCCAGAUAGUGCCAGUGUUUUAUUAUAUUUGCUAGCUGCUAAUAUAUCCCCAGCCCCGAGUCUUUGCAUGUAGACCUGUCCAUAGACAUAGUGUCCUUUGAUGGAGACAGAAGAACAGUUGCUUCAAAGACUUUUCUUAAAGGGAGCAAAGUAUGUUUUAGAUAAAAUUUUUGUCAUUUUAAUACGUGUGCUCCAGAUCCCCCAGAUUUGACACAUCCUUAGAAACAAGAUUUUCGAUUUUAGCCUUUUAAGGUUCCUGUGUAUAUUCUCUGCCUGUGAAAGACUGGGUGUCUCGUGUCUCUUUCACUGCAAACAUCAUGUACCACAUAUACUUGUUGCUUUGCUCUUACAGCUUCUUUAGGUUUAAGUUCUUGAUAAUGUAGUCGUUCCAAAUCCUUAAAUAUAACUUUAAAAUGUAAAAUUUCAUCACAGCAAGAAUUUAUUUCUUCACGAAAGGCAUGUAAGCAACAGUUAUGGAAUGCAACUUCAUUGCAUAUUAAUGCAUGUGUACCAGCAAUGGUCUCUUUUAGUGUGAAGUACUACAAUUAACAACUCUAUUAAACUUACACAACUCUCUAACUAUCCAUUCAAACAAACUACGUAUGACUUUCUCAGAUCAGGCACAGCAGAUUCCAUCGUUUCAGGAGAUGUUUACCUGUGUGAAAAAGGCACAGGUGUUUUACAAGCUAAUGUUUUAGUACCUUGCAAUAAAUUCAUCUUGAUUAGUGAUGAUUGUUGAUAGAUCUUGAUUUCCUGUUGUCAAUGAGUUAUAUAUUUUAUGUCAGAUUUUAUGAUGGAUAUGUUUUUUAUUUCUGUUGUGAAACAUGCAAUGCCACUCAAUGCCAUGUUGUAAAUGUAGUCACAUAAGGAUUUUAUUUGUAUUUUAUGAUUGUCAAUUUCAAAAUAUAUUACAUCAUGUGCCCAUUCCCAAUCAAAGCAUAAUAUUGUUUCUAACAACAAUAGAAUAAUAGAAAUCUCAUUUGAAAUUUACUUGGCUCAUCAAUGUGAUUUUUUAGUGAUUCUGAGUGUCUUUGACUCCGAAAUUUGCAUAUUGUCGUGUUUACAAAUGUACAUAACUGCAUAAUUAAACCGGACAGUAUACAUAACAAAGCUAGGUAAGAAUUCAUUAAUUCUUUGUCAAUGUUUUAGAGUUUAAUUUUUUUCUUAAAUUUACUUUUAACAAUAUUAUUUUUAAAAUCAACUUUCAGAAGCUUGUUUUGAAUUCAAAAUUCACUUUUAUGAUCAUAUAUCUGUUUUUAUCUAUAAGAAGAGACACACCUACUGACCACUACAGUUUUCAUAUAGCCCUCUUUGUCGUCCAAGUUCACAUUGAUUCCAAACUCUACAACUUCUACUACUUCAGUUAUCCAGAGAACAUUGAACAAUGGUUGUCACAUGGUGUAUGUAUUUGGAAGCAAGGCGUCUAGCAGCCAUACAAGUUUGUGUACAUGUCAGCAUGAUUCUGCCGGCCUGAGAGCUGGCUGGCUAGCUGGGGGACAGUCCGAGGAAGUCAUUCCCUGUAUGUUCUCAUUACCAGAAAGUGAAUGUCAUGUAUACAUACAA